This is a messenger RNA of Hibiscus syriacus, 3030 nucleotides long. RefSeq lists its product as uncharacterized. The transcript has 6 exons. Bases 1 to 3030 code for a protein of 1009 amino acids. The record is from RefSeq and is a predicted model, not a curated record. Lineage: Eukaryota; Viridiplantae; Streptophyta; Magnoliopsida; Malvales; Malvaceae.
AUGUACUCUUUCCCUAUUGUUGUCUGCUCUGCUAUUUAUAUUCGAUUUUAUUUGAAAACCAGACAUCCUGGAUCUCAAAGGAUAAAGAAAAACGAAAGUGGUGAAAGUUUAUCUGCAGAUGGCAAACUUGUAAAUAAAUCAAAUGAGCCUUCAUUACGACCCCAGAUAAGUGUUCGACAAAAUGCUCGAAAGGAGGUCGUAGAAUGGGAUGGAAAACAUAGUGAGAAAAAAAACGUGCCUUUUGUGAGAUGUACGCAUUAUAGUCUGUCUGGUAAAACUAAUGAGACUGGAACUGAUCGAGCACUUGAUGUUCCGAAUACGGUCUUCAUUAACGAGACAUCGAAACCUCAUAGGGUAUCGGAUGAUAGCUUUAAAGGGUCGUUAGGAACAGGUCCUGGUGAUGGUAAGCUAGUAUUAAAAAGAUUGGAAGAAUCCGGUGGAGCCGGUAAAAAGGCUACACGGGAUGUUCAUAGGAAUCGUAUGGAUCUUGGGUUAGAAAGAAACAAAAGGCUGCAUAGUUUUAUUGCAAAACGUAGAACAAAAAAGUUGUUUAGAAUGGCUAUUGAGAAAAGCUUGAAGGGCAUCCACAAGGUUCCUCCUAGUCAACUUGCUCAGAUUUUAAUUCCUAAAAACAAUAAUGGUGGGGUUCCAAGUAAUCUUGAUGAAGAUGAAUUAAUGAUGCCUGGUUCAGCCCCUUCCUUGUGGCGAAAACGGAAUUCGUUUGACCUUUCGUAUGAUCUACAAGAUGAAAAACCAAACCUUAUGGCAGAUAGUUUUCAACAAGAAUUCAUGCCUGUCAACCAAAAGGAAAUGUUCUUCUGCAGGCACGAAAGCUUCCGUCGCGGACCUUGGUUUCCAUAUCCAACCAGUCAAAAUCGAAAUGAUACCGAAUUUAACCUGUUUUAUGGUGACGAAAAAAGGCACGUUGAAACCAAGUCGGACAAAGUAGGUCACCACCGGCUUAAUUCCUCUGGUAUAGAAAAUGAUUUUGUUCUUGUCGAGCUAGAAGAACCGAACCACAACAAGGCGGUAAACUUAUUGGAAGAGGAAAAGGAAAGGAUUUUAGAAAGCCUAAACAAUAGGACUGAAAUAGGAGAGAAGAUGGAAAAUCCUCAUGACCUGGAGCCAGGAUUAGAUAGUGGAAGUGAAGUUAGAAUGGAGACAGGUUCAAUAAAAAACAACGAUUCCUGCUACUCAUCUUCAUCUGAAAACACAGAACCGGUCUUGGAUCAAACAAUUAAUUCUACCGGGAUACAUAAUGAUCAUGUUCGAAGGGCCCUUAAACUUGCAAUUCCUCCUAAGGGCGGAGCUAUGAACAGACUUUCCUUUGAUUCCAGCUCAUCGCCAUCUGAAAGGCGCAGGUCAGACUUUAAUUCAUUUUACAGUAGGCGACAGUGCCAUCCCCCAACCUUUUCCAUAGCUUCUGAUUUGCAAGUUGAAGUCCCAGAAGUUGGUUCACCCCCAUUAACAAUUGAUGGAACAGUUUCAUCUGUUGAUGGUGAUUUAGUUACAUAUGAUGGGGAUGUUGACAGGGAUAUCAAUUCCGAAAUUGAAGAACUGUGGGGAGGUUCAUCUAAGCUAGCAAGAGAAGAGGCGAAUCGAAAAAGACUAAGAGAAUUAGGUGAUAUUAUUGAAGAUGAAUCUGUUGAAGUUGCUUCAAUCUCUCCAUCAGAACAUGAAGCCAAGCAAAAUAUGAAUAGCACAAGUUCACUAUCUGCGAGAAUAGAUAUAACCGAGAAUGGUGCAUCUCUUCCAAUAUAUAUAAACUAUGAAGCUCAUCCAGGUUCCAGCAACUGCAGUCAUGAUAAUUUUGAAACAUCAUAUGAGGUUAAAAGUACCAUAGAAUCUGGAAAGGAAGUAGAGGAAAGCAAGCCUUCAAAGUAUAUUGAAGAACAUACUCGAACCCUAAACGAGCAUAAAACUAUAGAUGCACCAAAUGCAGUUCAAAGAAGAGACAACUUAGAAUCUGUUCCAGAAAUUAUAGUGGAUCAAGUAGAGGAAAGCCAACCUUCAAAGUAUAUUGAAGAAGAUACUCAAACCUUAACUGAGCUUAACACUAGAGAUGCACCAAACAGAGUUCAAAGCAGUGACAACUUAAAAUCUGUUCCAGAUACUAAAGUUGAUAAAGAUGCUGCAGAGAAUAAUAUAUUGGAAAAAAGAUUACGUGAUUCUAUUGCAAGGGCUCUAAAUCGAAGAUUGAUGCUUGAACAAGUUUCUGUCAGCUCAUUUUUAUCUCCAAGGUCUGUAUUACCACAAAAUAUCCUGCCAAGCCCAACUCCUGUAUCAGGAGUUGGGCGACGAAUGCAACGAAGUCUGUCACACUUUGUUAGGCAAGAUGUUGUGAGAAGCAAACUAGCAUAUGAACAAGCACGUGAAAAAUUAACUGCCUACAUGCCUCACAUUGCUCAUGAAUGGGUUGAGAAUUCAAUAAAUCAAUUAACCCGUAACCGCAGUCUUGGAACAUUGGAGAUGGCUCCAAGGAAGGUCAUCGAGGAAGGCAACAUUGUCUUAAAUGUCAAUAAUUCAGCAGGCACUGGGAAGGAAGAAGGGAAGAAGUUGACAGCUAAUGAAGGCGAAUCCCUAUUCUUAAUCAGACCGGAAGACAUCAGCGGGCCUGAAAAAUCAAAUGAACAAGAAGCUGAUAUGAACGAAACAGAAACAAUUGGAAGUGAUUAUACAAGCAUUGUUGAAAGUGCAAAAGAACGAGAGAAUUCUGCUGCUGAAGUUGAUCGUAUUUGCAAAUCUAAUGAGUCAGUAGCUGAUAAUGUAGCCAACAAAGAGAUAAAGAACAAUGUUCUUGAACGUGAAGGUGCACUACAAAUAUUAGGUAAACUAGAGGCUGUCAUUGAAGCAUCAAAUACCACCGGGGAAACUAGUGCAGGGUCUGUUGAAGAUACUGAGCCCGAAUCCAAGAGAUUAGCCAAAACUGCAUUCAAUGCUGGCCAAUCAACUUCAGCAGGAGAAACUAAUACUUUGAAUAACAUUAAGAAUGAUGAAAAGAUUCAAAUUUUGACUGGUCAAGGUCACUGA